This is a messenger RNA of Chlamydomonas reinhardtii, 1734 nucleotides long. RefSeq lists its product as uncharacterized. Bases 233 to 700 code for a protein of 155 amino acids. Lineage: Eukaryota; Viridiplantae; Chlorophyta; Chlorophyceae; Chlamydomonadales; Chlamydomonadaceae. The record is from RefSeq and is a predicted model, not a curated record. The transcript is spliced from 2 exons.
GCCGAAAUUCGGCGGGGUUGGCUUUCCAGUUUGUUGCACAGCAAGCAAUUGCAAUGUGGGACCUGCGUUGGCCUUGGGGACCGUUGUCGCGUGUUUUGGUUAUUAUCUGCCUAGCUACUGAGCACUGACUGGUCAGAGGGCUGCUGCGGCGCCACGCAGCUUACCGUGACCGUAGCUGGCCAAGUGAUGCAGGAGGUACUCAAGGUCGUCAAGGUAAGUCGCGUAGUGAUUGAUGGGCUCACACAGGUGCGGUCUCAGGCGCUCUGCACCACGGCACGGGCACGUUGCGGCCCUUCGCCGUGGUGGCGGCGAUGUGGCGGCGGCGGCGCAGGGCCCGGCGGGGGUGGCUGGCCCUUCAGGCUGCGGCGAUGGCGCAGGGCCUGGCGGCUGCAGCGGCGGCGCAGGGCCUGCGCCCAGCAGUGGCGGCGUGCAUGUGCAUGGCAGAGGGAGCAGGCAAGGCCGCGUGGAGGAGAGCGCGGCGGUUCAUCCCCAACGGCUAGGUGGACGGCUUCUGGGGCCCAGUGCGCACCCGCCUGCUGCAGCAGCUGCAGGCAGCGCUGCCGCUGCAUGUGACUCCCAGCAACGAGCUGCCCGCCGCGGGCCCCAGCCGGGCGGCUGCACCGACCCGCCAGCGGCAAGAUGUCGGCGAUGGCCAGCGCUGGUGGCGGCGGUAGCACGGCCGCGGUGUCGCGGCCCCUGAGCACGGCCGCACGGCUCGGCAUGGACACACGGGCGGUUGAUGGCGGAGCAGCGGAUGCGCCGGUGAAGCCCCGCAAACGCAAGGCCGUUGCCGCUACCAGACAGCCUGUCAGUUCGGAGCUGCCUACGUGACGUACGGCGAGACCCCACGACCGGACGGGACUGCAGUGCGAUGCCUGAUAGCUUUGCAUCCUGCGGGGCGCAAGUCACGAGGCAGCGUAUGCCUUUGCCACUCGUUUGGAACGGGCGUGACCUUUCUUCUUGGGGGCUUCUUUCUCUUGAUGCUGACCGUUGGACCUGGUCCUACAUACGGGGUUGGUCAAGCCUGAUAGCCUGACGCAUUACGAUGAUACGGCAGGUGGGCGUUUAAAAUGAAUGGAAACAUGCAGCGGGAUUAUGAAUGUGCAUAGCUGAUGGUGCCGAUGGGGCUGCCAAUGGUACGGGCCAGUAGUGAGUCACUUGAUGUGGCGCAAGUGUCAUGCGCUGCGUUACAUGUGCAUGCAUGUGCAUCCGGUGACGAUGUGCUGUUCAGGAUGUACGUGGUGGCGGAACACACCGUCAAUAGGAUAGGCAACUUGGUACACGGCGCCAGAGCGCAGAUUGCGCUUGCCGAUGUUACGGUAGAUUACUGUACAUUCAGCGAGGAAGUGUACCCCGUAGCACGAUCUGUCAGGAGUGUCACGCUCAGGUGCGUCGCGUUCACGGAUCCUCGAUUCUCGCAACCGGUGCUGUCGUGCUGGGCAGCCAGGGCUGCUGCCUGCUGGCUUCCAAACCGCCUUGACCUGUCAAUUGCAGGAUGUUUGCGCAGCAUUGCACUUGAACAGCGGCAGUUGCACCCUCUGGCGGUUGAGCUAUUUGAAGUGUUGGCAAGUUUGUGAAGUGGUCUGUGCGGGGCCGGAUGCAUGGACUGCCGUGUGCAUUCGCAAGGCGCUUGGGCUGGCCUAGGGUGUGCAUCAACGGAUUGCGGAGAAGCGCACCACCAGGCCGCCACAUGCUGCAUGGGCAGGGUGUUGAAGCGCCAUGGAGAAAGGUGCU